AUGUCUGCGCCGUCCACCCGCGGUCAGCGCGGUGGCAGCUCGACGAGAGGCAAUCGAGUAUCCCAAUCAUUCCCCCCUCGCGGUCGCGGUAGCACCCGUGGUACGCCAAAACCACUGCAGGCAGGACGGGGAAGAGGUCGAGGUGCUGCGGCUGCCAACGCUUCCUCCAACGGUGGUGAUGGGCUGUUGCAACGAUUGAGGGCGGGUACUGUCAAAAGAGGAUCUGACAAUGGCGGAACAACUCCAACAAGAGGUCGCGGAGCUUCUACUACAACACCUUCGUCCACAACCAGCAUCCGGGGACGAGGUCGUGGGCGUGGAUUUUUGUCGCAAACCUUCAAUACACCAAAAUCUCCUGCGUCAACACCUCCUGUAUCACGGACUGCUUCUCCUGCACCCACCAACCAUCGCGACUUCAUGAAUACUGCCUAUACGAGAUUCCAAGAGCUCAAGACGAAGCGAGAAGCCGAACGUGCAAAGGCCAUUCGUGAUGGGUUCCUCGCAGAUCCCGAGAAAAAGACAAGCCUGGACAAAGCCAUUACACCAGUGGGCACAUGCACCGAGAUGUGUCCCGAGUUUGAAAGAGUGGAGCGCACUGUUCAGAACAUGGUUGACAAGGCCGAGAAGGUGCACAACGAAGAUACUGGAAAAGACAUCCCUUCAGAGGACCGCAUGGUCAAAAGAUUUCGACGUUCGGCUGCAGGAUAUGAUGAACAGCUACCCUCCGAUAUUAGAACCCCUGCGACACUCCGCAAGACGUUGGACUACCUACUUGAUAAUGUGGUUGGGGGUGAGGAACGACUUGCAACCAUCCAUAAAUUCGUCUGGGAUCGGACCCGAGGUAUUCGCAACGACUUUUCGAUUCAACAGGUGACGAAUAUCGAAGAUGUCAAAAUUGCCGUCGAUUGCUACGAACGGAUUGCCAGAUUCCACAUCCUCUCGCUACAUCAGCUCUCAAACCCGGACAAUCUGUGGGAUGGCGAGAACUUCGAUGCUCAUCAAGAGCGUGAGCAGCUCAACAAUACUCUGCUAUCCCUGCUGUAUUACUACGACGACAAUCGCUCGCGCAUCGAGUUCACUAACGAAGCAGAGUUCCGAGCAUACUGCAUCAUAUUUGAGUUUCAGUCACAGCAUCCGGAUUUGGAAGAUCGCAUACAGGCGUGGCCUUCCUAUCUCCUCAACGACAAGAGAGUACAGACUGCCCUCAAACUCUAUCAAAAUGCCGGUAACUCUUUGUUCGAUCAAGGCCCACUUCGACCCAUGGAACCAUUCCCGAUCGCCCGGAGCAACACGGGGGGAUUUUGGCAUCUUCUAUCAUCGAAGGCCGUGCCUUACAUCAUGGCGUGUGUGGCAGAAAUCUACUUUGCACAUAUUCGAUUUGCGGCUCUGGACGCUUUGUGGCGCUCUUGCAAAAGCGCCCCUGCAGCUCAACAAGCAAAAUCUAGAGAUUGGAGUCUCAGCGAGGUCACGGCGUUCCUCGGUUUCGAUACCGACGAAGAGACGACGCACUUCUGUGCUGCUUUCGAACUUUACUUUGGGACAGAUGAACAUGGCGAGGAAUACCUUGAUGUCACUUCGAACGCUUCCCACUCACUCGAUCAAUCCUCUAUACCCAACAAGCAAACCUUUUCUCACAGCUACGUCGAGAAGAAACGCUACCAUCGAACCCUAACUGCCGUCAUCAAUGGAACCUCGGUUAGCGAAGCGAUACGCCGGGGAUUGAUCGAAGCGCCGGAGGACGAGGUGGACAAUGAGCAGAAUGAAGUGAACGAUGACGAUCAAAGCAUGUUUGUACCUCAAGAUCAACCAAAAGCUGCGACUUUCGGCACCUCAUUGAACCCGGAAGCCUCAACUUUCACUCCGAAGUUUGGACAAACACCAGCCACUCCGAAAACGAUCGAGUCUUCGACAUUUGGACAGCCAACCUCGACAUCGAUGUCUGGAAAACAAUCCACUGGGUUCGCUAGCUCAGGCUUUGGUGGCUUUGGGUCCUCGCCUGUUCCCGCAGACUCGCCUUUUGGCAAGCCAUCCCCUGCUCCCAAGCCACCAACGCAGCAGAGUGCUGGUCCACCCAGCUUUGGGGGCUUCAAAACUUCUAUCGAAACUACAGCAGAUGCGGGAAAGAAUGCGACUUCUGAAAAACCUGCUCCGCCCAUCUCCAGCGAACAGAAACCUGUUUUCAGCGGGUUUGGCGGUUUUGGGUUGGAAAAGGCUCCGUCUACGCCAGCACAGACCUCAGCUCUUUCCCCUUCAAUAUCUACCAAAACAUCGGGUGUCCCUCCGAUCUUUGGACAGGCUCCGUCUUCCCAGACAAGCUUCGGUUUUUCUAAGCCAGCUGAAGUUACAACGACCAAAUCUGCCGACCCGCAACCACCAGUAUCAUUCACAAACUUUUCACAGCCACCUAUAGAUCCUUCAAAACCAACAGAGGCUACGCAUACGCCUCUGCCACAGAUCUCGAACAAGACUCCGUCACUUUCCUCUCCAGCUCCAUCGUUCGGAUUUCAACAACAGCCAGUUUCACAAUCUCCACCAACGAAACCGCAGACAUUCGCAUCGCCCUCUCCUGCUGGAUUUUCUUUUCAGCCUGUCUCGAAACCGAACUCCUCACCCCCACCAACCUUGUCUGCCGCGCAACCUGCAUCCCAGUCUAAGGACACCCCCAAGCCUUCUGAAGCUUUCAAGUUUCCUCCUAUUCAACCAGCACCAACUUCAUCACCGAUCCAUACUCUUACACCGCCUUUACAAAUCCCAUCCGAGCCACUUGCUGCCUCAACCUCACGACCAGAAGAACGACCUCAACGAAGCACCACACCGCCUCACUCGCCACCUCGAUUACCUACGCAACCACCCUCCAUUGAAGUCGAGCGCGUGCGCCUUGCCAAUGAAGUCUCUAGAAUCGCCCUACUGCGCCAAGACGGGUUGAUGAGGAAAUACAUUGAAUACAUGAUUCCCGAUCUCGUCAGGACAGCAUUCAAUCAACACCAGCUCGAGGUACAUGACGCAGCUAUUGCCUCCAUACGCGAACGUAUCCUACAACGGAAGUUUGGCAUGAUCUGGCGUUCACGAGCCUGGAAAAACAAUCUCAGUCGACGUGCUAAGCAUCGGCGCAAACUUAUCGCCGAGACAAUCAAAGCUGAAGAGGCCAAGAAGAAAAGAAGCGAGGAAGAAUUGGAAGAAAUCUUGAGAGCCGCCCAGGAAACAAGGCGUCUUCAGCAAGAGGUCAGAGAAGCAGCCGAGGCAAAGAAAUUGAAAGAAAAGCAAGACCAAUUUGCCAUCAGCCAGAUUGUUGGGCGGAAGAGAAAGAGCUUUUCCGAACAAAAGCCUAAAGAUAGCAGGCUUUCCGCGGAGUCUACCAUCUCUUCGUCCCUUGGGCAUAAGCGAUCCAAGACGAUGAGCACCUCUUCAGAACCGUCAUCCUCUUCGGUGCUUGGUGGUAGACCUCCUGUACCUGUCUUUCAUUCCUCAACAAACCGACCGCCCCAUGUGUCUAUCUUUUCGGGCAAAUCCGUGUUCGGUCGGUCUACGAGCAUCCAGGAUUUGCGAAGAUCUAGUAUGGAGCAGAAGAUGGACAACACCCACACCGACUACUUCCGGCUCAAAGCGAUGGGUCUGGACCCCGAGACACCAAUCGUCCCUGACACGAAGGAAACACUAGCCAUCCGAAAACGAAAAGAAGAAGAAGAACGACGAAGUGUUUUGGCCCGAGCCAGAAGACGACCGUUCGUGCCGUCCUCUGCGCAAAGUUCGCCUCCAUCAGCAUCACCCCAGCCUGUAUUUGCACCUAUCGAGACUAGUCCUUUGAUUUCACGGUCAACUACGCCGAUAGUAGUGUCGAAGAAGCCUGUUGUCGAGGAUGAUUUCCUUAAACAGAUUCGUGAGGCUCGAGAAGCAUUGAAAGAGCAGGAAGACUGGUUCAAGCAGCAAGCCGUGGAAUUCGAGAGAGAAGUGGAGCAGCAAGAAGAGUUCAAAAAAUCCCAAAGCAGUCAUCGAGAAAGUGUAACUUCUACGAAUGGCCUCGCCAGGGUCAACGGAUACGAGUACCUUCCCAGUCAGAGUAAACUCGGCUCCAGCUUGUCACGCACGGAAUUGAGAAUUCGACAGACCGGCGCUCACGGCCUCGCGACAAAACCAUUGCGGGUCAGUGGCGAUUAUAUUCCUGUUGCCAUGUCAAAGAAGAGUGCGCAGCAGUAUUAUGGCGGCGAGAGUCAAGCAAGCAGCCCUGCACGCAAAAGAUCUCGUGAAGAUGCCGAUGUCAAUAAUCAUGUCGACCCAACAUCAAGUGACGAUGAUCAGGAUUCCCAUGUCAGUACGACUCGAUAUGCAAUAAAACGACCGAAGUCUGCAGCUCAGUCGAUUUCUCAGCAGAAGUUGCCAGCCAAUCAAGGAAUGCCUACUCAAGUGGCACAGUCGAAUGCAUUUUCAUUGUUACAAGAAGUCGAGCUGGACGAAGAAGAGAGCCUUGAAGAAGAAGACGAGAGUCUUGAAGAGGAAGAAGAUGAACUUUUUGACGAGGAUGGUCCAGAGGGUCGACAUUAUUCUGGGGACUACGAAAAUGCUGAAGAAGAGCUCGAAGAAGAUGAAGAUGGAGACGAUCGAGAGAGAGAGGGCUAUGAGGAUGAAGACGAGGAUGAAUCUGAAUCUGAGUCUGACGAGGACGAUGGCGAAGACAUCGGGUAUGGGUACCACGAUAACGGAGGACAAACACCUUUCUCGAAUCCGGAAUUGAGUCGAGCAGCCAGCAGUGCCCCUGGUGGAAGUGCUGACGAUGCCUUGGUGUUGAGUGAUAGUGACUGA
Molecule: messenger RNA, 4797 nt
Organism: Exophiala spinifera
Lineage: Eukaryota; Fungi; Ascomycota; Eurotiomycetes; Chaetothyriales; Herpotrichiellaceae
Exons: 7
Coding region: 1-4797 (1598 amino acids)
Biological process (GO): mRNA export from nucleus
Cellular component (GO): cytoplasm; nucleus; transcription export complex 2
Source: RefSeq, a predicted model, not a curated record